Messenger RNA from Epinephelus lanceolatus (giant grouper), 3073 nucleotides. It is a transcript of the gene proca1, whose product is annotated as protein interacting with cyclin A1. Lineage: Eukaryota; Metazoa; Chordata; Actinopteri; Perciformes; Serranidae. The record is from RefSeq and is a predicted model, not a curated record. Gene Ontology annotation, biological process: arachidonate secretion; phospholipid metabolic process. Gene Ontology annotation, molecular function: A2-type glycerophospholipase activity.
CCAUGAAAGGUGCUAGAGGUCCACGCUCUGCACACCCACAAAUUAACCCUCUCCUCUCCCUCUGCACGUUUUAUUCAGCGAGGUAAUGCACCGGUUAAUAUGGUCUCAGAGUGUACCAGCGCUCUGUGCUGUGUAAUUGAUAAAGCUACUCUACUCGGGCUUGAUAUCUAAAGAGGUUAAUUCAGCUGACUCCUCCCAGCUUUGCCAUUUAUCGUAUUAAUAAUCACACCACUUGAGCUUCGUCUUAAAAGAGGGAGUGUUGCUCGAGAGUACCGGAAAACCGCAAGGAGCUGUCUCCAUUACGCGUGGUGCUGAAAGUGGCACUGGCCGCAUCAUGUGGUCGGUCUUCUUUGUCUUUCUGUCUUAUCUGGACAGAAACUUUGUCAAAGGCGACUUCCUGAGCCGAGCUUUGGACGCAGAGAAGGAGAGCAAAGAGAUGUUCUCCAUGCUCAACGGCACCUUUUGCGCAAAAAUGUCAACCGUGAGGGAGAGUUUCCUCUACCAGGUGUCAGACGGAGCCGAGAUGGUGCGCUCCGUCGUCAGCCCCGCCGGGAAGCUCGUGAACUGCUCUGUCACAAUGAACCAGAUGCAGGUGAAGUCGUUCAUGCAUGAGUGCAGGUUGGGACUGAAAGAACAGAGAGCCGGGCAGCAGCUGGAGACGCGCUUUGCGCACAUGGAUGAAGCCAAACUGAUGUGCCGGGAGUUUAAAGAGAGGUCGGAGCGCAGCGGCAGGGUGAAAAAGGAUGAGAGUGAUGACUCUGCGCUGCAGGACAAGGUUUUAAAAAGAUCCAAGAGAGGCUUCACUUAUCCUGGGACCCUGUGGUGUGGAGCUGGAAACAUGGCUGAUCAUUAUGACCAGCUGGGAGACUUUGAAGAGACGGACAGCUGCUGCCGCACCCAUGACCACUGCCCUCACGUCAUCCAUGCCUUCUCCUCUAAAUAUGGCCACACUAAUUUCAAGUGGCACUCCAUCUGUCAUUGUGACUGUGAUAAUGCGUUGAAAGAUUGUCUGAGGAAAGUCAACGACACAUCUUCCAGGGUAGUUGGUCAGGCUUUCUUCAAUGUCAUCGGUGUGCCUUGCUUUGAGUUAGCCUAUGAAGAUCAGUGUGCAGAGCGGCACUGGUAUGGCAUGUGUAAACGGUAUGAGAAGUUUCCAGUUGCUGUGCUGAAAGAGGCGGUCCCAUAUGACUUUGGUGGCAUUGAUGUCAUCGAUGUGCUGACAGUGGGUCCUCCCAAAGCCAAAGAUUUGAAGAAAAGCAAAAAAGAAGAAAAACCAGAGAGCACAACACAGUCAACAAUGUCAAGCCCUGAAGAGCCUUCACUUGGAAACGUUGUCACCGCUGCAGAGGACUUCAUCAAGGUCCUCGCUACCGUCUCCACCUCUCAGAGCUCCACCACUGACUCUGAUAAAAGUGAGACUCAAAGCUCAGAGAAGAAGAAGAGGAAGAACACAGGGAGGAAGAAGGAAACCACCAAAAAGCGAAAAGGAAAAGGAAAAGGAAAAGGAAAGGGGAGGAGGAGAAAGCAGAAAGCAGAGGAGGGAGCUACAGUUUUGCCUUCUUCAGCAGAAGAAGUCGUCAGUCUGAGUAACUCCAUCAGUGAGGCAGACAAACAUGAGCAGUCAGGUAGAAACACAAACAGAGUUGGUGACAGUGAAUAUGAGCUUGAACGAAAAGAGCCCUUCAAUGACGUCAUGAAAGAUGAACCAGCGAUGGAUAAGGAGACUGUUUCCAUUUCGUCAUCUACGACAGUCCAGAGGAAACCAGCAGAGGCCGCAGAAGAGGUCACUCUUUCUACGCCAGCAAGCAUCAAUCCACACAGAGCUAACACCACAAAGCUCAGAAAGGGUAAGAGAAAGAAAAGCAAGCAUUUCCCUCGCCCUUCUUCUGAAGACUUUGUAACAAACACAACAGACAACUUCAGAGCCAUUUCUGUCCCCACCAUCAUUACCAUAACCCCAACCACACAGCUCGAGCAGCAGGGCUUUGUUGUCAGCACUGCCAGUGCCCCCAUUGUAAUCCCCAAAGUCAAAAGGAACAGGUCAAAGGAGAGAGGAGACAGAGGGGGCAGAAAAAAAAGGAGGAAACUCAGCUCGGCUUCACCCAUUGAGGUCGCUGCCCAUGAAAAUUCCUCCGCAGCCAAUCUGAAAGUGAUCCCUCCCUCCGGGGCUCCCACCAUGCCGUCAGUGCCCACCACAGAGACACAGGUUUCACACAGGAUAGACAUCUAUGGAGGGAAAUCGACCGUCCAAGUUUCGGCUCUGAACUCCUCUGUUAGUGUUCUGAAAAGGCAAAAGUCGAAAGGACCGAGAAGCAGGAGGAGGAAAACAGUUUUGCCCCUUUUGUCAAGUGAAAGCCUACCUAUUCUUGAAACUCCAGAGACAGGUGAUCCACUGGGCAGCCCUACGACCACUGCUGCAGUUAGCAGGCCUAUGGAAGAAACAGAAACUCACAGUGAAUGGAGGCUUUUUACCACUAUCCCCAUGGCCCCUUUUAUCAAUACAAAGCCACACAGACAGCAGAGGAAACCAAAAAAGAAAGCCAUGGCUGCUGCUCUCAGUGAGGGAGUUUCAAUCCCUAAACAAACUGAACAAACACCAAUGACUUUUACAACCACACCACCCAAAGCUGCCACCACUGAAGAGCUCAAUCUACAGAGAUCUGAAAACCUCCAUGUGACCACCUCUGCAACUCCGUUCAUGAGUCCAAUUCAGUUAUCUAUUGAGAGAGCAAAAGCACAAUUCACCAUAAAGAAGAGGAGGAAAGCAGCACGGUCUGCAAUGAACCAUGUGAUGCAACAGGAGCACAGAAUAAGUUAAAAAAAAAACACUUAGCUGGUUAGCUCACUUCGCUCAGAUAAACUUAAAUGCUACAUCACUAUAUUUACAGUAUAAUCUUUUCUGGCUCAGAAGUUAAAUCACAGAAAUGGACAGAAACCAUAUUUGAUUGUUAUGUGAGAAUCAGUUCUUGUAAUACUGUUUUCUGCAUGUCUACAAUAAAAAUUUCCAAAUGAUUCUAUGAAUGUAUCUGACACUGUUUAUAUCUGCUGAUGAAAUAAAGUAACAUAUUUGUCA